Messenger RNA from Camelina sativa (false flax), 2304 nucleotides. The record is from RefSeq and is a predicted model, not a curated record. NCBI's taxonomy places the organism in Eukaryota, Viridiplantae, Streptophyta, Magnoliopsida, Brassicales, Brassicaceae.
AUGGGUUCUUCAUCUUCCGGCAAAAAUAAGAAAGGACGGAGAAAUAAAGAAGCAGAAGACGACGACAGUAAUAACCUUAACGCAGAUGCAAUUCCGAAGAGUUCGAGAGAGGUUGUAAAGAACAUGAAGGAAGUCGUGAAUUGCUGCGAACAAGAGAUUUACGCAAUGCUUGUUGAAUGCAAUAUGGACGCUGACGAAGCUAUUACUCGUCUUCUUUCUCAAGAUAGUUUCCAGGAAGUAAAGAGUAAACGAGACAAGAAGAAAAAGACCAAGGACAGCUCGGAUUUUCAAAGAUUUUGUAGUAGCAACCAGAACUGUGAAUUGAGGAAUGGCAGUGAUGAUUAUGUUGGUGGAAACAAGUUUAACUCAGAUGAGAGGAGUGAUGUGCAAAGACUUCCUAAUCAUUUGGCUGGUUCAUCUACAACAGCCGGUAUUCUUGGUCCUGGUCCUCCAUUGAACAGAGUGUCAUCUUCUAGGUUGAUAUCUGCUUUGGGAUGCGGUAGCUCUAGCCAGAAUGGUUUAGGUUCAUCGAAAGAGAGUGUAACUAAAGCUCCUGUCAAGGAUGAUUGUCUCUUACCUGAGAAGCCAGUUGUUCCUAAUCCAUUUCCUAACUCAUUUUUUGAGUCUGCUGCUAGAAGAGAUCAACUUCCAGAGUCUGCUUCGGUAUCUAACCAAAACUUGCACGAUGGUGGUUCACAUUUGUUGUGUGACAAUUACAAUAACAAAAAUGAUGAGACUUGCCAAGUGCAAAAAUGUUCUUUUGAGCACAAUCAAACCAAAGAUCCAUCUGUGCCUGUUAAUUCAGACCAAUGUAGUAUUAACCAGUUAGAGCAUUUGAGAUUUGGUUGUUUUUCUGGGAUAAAUGGAUCUGGCAAACCCAGCGGUCUCCCAUCAAAGUUCUUGAAUGAUGACUCAGAAGAUAUAUCUGAUUCUGCAGAUGAUGUGUCCCUCAAAAACCUGAACUCAAAAGAUAGUUUUCAGCAAGGUAAUAAGAGCAAAGGAGAUAAGAAGAAAGAGAAUGUCUCAAAUGGUGAAACUAAGAUCGUGCCAAUAAGCUCGGGUGAAGCAGUUACUUCGUUAUCUGUACCAUCUUCUAGGUAUCAAUCUUCUUGGGGUUUUGAUACCUAUUGCCAGGAAACAGUGGCUGAUGUUGUCCAGAUGGGUUUAGCUUCAUCACAAGAGAAUGUAACAAAUGCACUUGAGAAGAAGCCAGAUGUUCCUAAUCCACUCUCUAACUCAUUUAGUGAGUCUACUGCUAUAAGAGAUCAACUUCAAGAGUCUGCUUUCAUAUCCAACGAGAAUUUUCCCGAUGACAUUGACGACUGUGGAGACAAAAAUGAUGAGACUUACCAAGAGCAAAGACCCAAAGAGUCAUCGGCGUCUGUUAAGACCAAUUUACUCCAGUCUGCAGCAUUUGUUAAAGAGUUACUGAAAUUUCACAGAGAUGGUGAGUUCCAUUCGUCUUCAAACUGUGAUCCUACAGAACCUACUCAAGAAAAUCAGUACACGUCUUCAUCUGUUACAGAUUUCACAUUUGAUAAUAGCCAGCUGUUCACUCCUGUGAUGGCUCCUUCAGAACGAAGUCUUCAGAUGCAAAAUGCUAAUACCUUCCCCAACGCUAUGCAUCAACAAGCAUACACGAGGGAACUGAAUCCAUGGUACUCGGCUUCUCCUCUCAAUCAGUCAAUGCCUACUGCAUCAUCACUUGGUCGUAGGCUAUCAGUUUCCAGGACUGAGAUGAAUCAAACCAUGAACCACCACCUUUACUCUCAGCCUAAUGUUCCUUCAGGGCAUUAUGGUCAUAUGAUGAACUAUCCUUGCCCUCUGCCAAUACAGAAUGAUACCUACGACAUGCCAACACCAGCAUUUCCGCAACAUGGUGGUAGUAACAACAACGCCUACCAUCAGCACUCUUUAGUUCCUCUGUACAGAACCAGUGAUCUGCGUCAACCAGCUGUCACUGCUGCUGUUCCUUCCACCCGCAGUUCUGCUUACGGUUCGGCUUACGAUUCUGCUUACGGUUUUGGCAACCACUUGUCAUCACUUCAGCAUCAGAAUGGGAACUCAAACAUGUGGACGACUCCUCAAGGACACAACAACUCAGGAAGGAAUUAUUGCAGCAGCUUAUUCCCGGGUCAGCAGUCACUGAGUUUCAGACAUGCCCAACAACAAGUAGAACCAGAGGAGCCUUAUAGAUUUGAAAGAAGCAGACGUUACUAUGAAUCUCUGGACCAACAAAACAAUAGAAGAGGAGACCCACCUAACCAAACCCAACAACAGCAACCGCCAAGAAACAACAACUAA